Brenthis ino (lesser marbled fritillary) is the source of this 819-nucleotide messenger RNA. Lineage: Eukaryota; Metazoa; Arthropoda; Insecta; Lepidoptera; Nymphalidae. The record is from the annotation of a GenBank genome assembly.
AUGUGGCAAUUUUUUUUUAUUGCUGUUGGUAGUUUAACUCAGAUGCAGACUGUCUGGGGAUCGAAAUGUCAAUGUGGCAAGCCGUCCGAGGAUAUUGUAUCGAUGAGGAUAGUGGGCGGGCGUAGAGCUGAGCCUCAUUCGUUUCCGUGGACGGUGGCUAUUUUGAAGGGAAAUCACGUGCACUGCGGCUCUGCGCUCAUCACAGACAGGCACUUGCUAAGUGCUGGGCACUGUUUCAAAUGGGAUGAUUUUAAAACAAUGAACGUCUUAUUGGGUCUUGAUACAUUAGACGAUCAAGAAAACGUUGAGAAGAGGAGAAUAUCAAACGUAAUCAUUCAUGAAGGCUUUAGGUCAACGGCAGUUCGAGAUGAAAACGAUAUUGCUAUAGCAACAUUAAAUUAUCCUGUAAAAUUCAGUGAUGUGAUAAUACCUAUUUGCUUGCCACAGCCAGGACAAACUUUCGGUGGGACAAUGGGAACUAUAGUAGGAUGGGGGCGACUUGGAGUCGAUAAAUCUACAUCUAAGUCGCUAAUGAAAGCAAGCCUUAAAAUACUCAAUGACGAGAGUUGUAUGAGGUCUAAGUUGUCAUCUCAUUUAAAGCCGAUGAUGAUGUGUGCAUACUCUCAAGGAAAGGAUGGUUGCCAGGGAGACAGUGGGGGACCACUUGUUGUAUUUGAAAAUGAUGGAAAAUAUGUCCAAGCAGGUGUGGUUUCGUGGGGCAUUGGUUGCGCGGAUCCUAGAUACCCAGGCGUAUACACUAAAGUCAGUCAAUACGUCAACUGGAUUAAAGAACACACGGCAGAUGGGUACACUUGUGAU